This is a messenger RNA of Microthlaspi erraticum, 1104 nucleotides long. The record is from the annotation of a GenBank genome assembly. NCBI's taxonomy places the organism in Eukaryota, Viridiplantae, Streptophyta, Magnoliopsida, Brassicales, Brassicaceae.
AUGAAGAAGAAGCUGUGGUGGAAGAAGAAGCUGUGGUUGAAGAACAUGUUAUUGAAACAGCUCAAAGGGUAUGGAUUCAUUCAAAACGUUUCCGAUUAUUCUUUGUUUACCCUUACUCGUGGAACUAUGAGACUUUAUGUUCUCAUUUAUGUGGAUGACUUGUUGAUUGGAGGGAAUGAUCCAGAGGCUAUUAUCAAGUUCAAAGGCUACUUGAGUCAAUGCUUUAAGAUGAAAGAUUUGGGAUUGGUGAAAUACUUUCUUGGUAUUGAAGUCUCACGCUCACCGGAGGGGAUUUAUUUGUCCCAAAGGAAGUAUGCUAUGGACAUUGUCAAAGAGUGUGGUUUGUUGGGUUGUCAGCCAGUCACAACUCCAAUGGUACAAAACCAUAAUUUAGCUAAAGAUGAGGGUGACUACUACAAUGACCCACUUCGCUAUCGAAGAUUGGUUGGUCGACUGGUUUAUCUUACUCAUACACGUCCAGAGUUGUCUUAUGCGGUGCAUAUGUUGGCACAAUUUAUGAAAAAUCCUCGUAUUAAACAUUGGGAAGCAGCUGUACGAGUGGUUCGUUAUCUUAAAGGCUCUCCGGGACAAGGCAUUAUGUUGAGUUCGAAUAAUGACUUGCAGAUCAAGGCAUAUUGUGAUUCUGAUUACAACGCAUGUCCUAUGACGCGUCGUUCUCUCACUGGUUUUAUGGUGUUGUUAGGCGAUUCUCCUAUUGCUUGGAAGACAAAGAAACAAGACACGGUCUCGUUUUCAUCGGCGGAGGCGGAGUAUCGCGCGAUGGGUUUCACUACUCGGGAAAUCAAGUGGAACCGUGAGUUGUUGGCAUGCUUUGGUAUCUCUCAUCCACAGGCUAUGCAUCUCUUUUGUGAUAACAAAGCAGCGUUACACAUUGCUGCUAAUCCGGUGUUCCAUGAACGAACAAAGCAUAUCGAGAGAGAUUGUCACUUUAUUCGUGAUGAGAUUAUCAAAGGCUCACUUGCUACUUCUCAUGUUCGUACCAAUGAGCAACUGGCCGAUAUCUUCACCAAGGCCUUGGGCUUUCCCCAGUUCUCAUAUCUUAGACGCAAGUUGGGCAUUCGAGACUUACAUGCUCCAACUUGA